AUGGCAGAGUCUAUCCUCACGAGCCCUGGGCCGCAUGCUCUCAAAGCCAGGGAUGAGCAAGAAAAGUCCCCGAGCCAUCUUGGUGAAGUUGAAACCAUUCGAAAUGAUAGCUCCGACCCCGAAAGAAACGAAGAUACUUACCGUGGUUUCAAGCCUCAACACUCUCAGAUGAUAGCCAUGGGGGGUGCUAUUGGAACUUCACUGUUCCUAGGAACUGCCCAGGUUCUUCGCAUUGGCGGUCCUCUGUUCCUCCUGAUUUCAAAUGGAGUUCUGUCUAUACUUAUCUACUGCAUCGUCACUAGAAUUGCCGAGAUUGCAAAUUAUCUCCCUGUUCCGGGAGGCACUAUGGCCUACUACGGACACAAAUAUGUGUCUCGCAGCCUGGGAUUUGCAAUGGGAUGCCUCUACUGGUACUCACUUGGCAUCUUGAUCCCCUACGAAUUCGUCGCGUCUAUGCUUCUCAUCAACUAUUGGGGCACUACGGUUAAUGGCGCCGUGUGGAUCACCAUCAUAUAUGUUAUCAUAGUCAUUGUUAACCUCUUCCCGGUUAGAGUCUUUGGAGAGUGCGAGUUUUGGAGCGUAGGCAUGAAAGUUCUCCUCAUCUUGGGCCUCAUCUUUCUCUCCGUUGUGCUGUUUUUUGGGGGAGGCCCUGAUAAAGAUGCGCUCUACUUUCGAUACUGGAAAGACCCUGCGGGCGAGAUGCAAUCGCCACGCUACAACCUCCCUCGAGCCGCUCGACGACACAUUUGGCGCCUGGUCGUUCUUUUCAUGCCCUCCGUCCUCGGAAUUGGUGUAGUCUGCUCACCAAAUGAUCCCCGACUCACAGCACCUGGGACUGCGCGCUCACCUUUCAUUAUUGCCAUCAAGAACGCCGGCAUCCCAGUCCUGGAUAGCAUCGUCAAUGCACUGAUCCUCCUUUCAGCGAUCACGGCUGCGAACGCAUUCCUCUACUCUGCCUCUCGAAAUCUUUAUUCGCUUGCCAAGGCCGGAAAUGCGCCAGCAAAUAUUCAAGAGAUGCAAUAG
Messenger RNA from Fusarium verticillioides 7600, 1023 nucleotides. RefSeq lists its product as hypothetical. The transcript is spliced from 2 exons. Bases 1 to 1023 code for a protein of 340 amino acids. Lineage: Eukaryota; Fungi; Ascomycota; Sordariomycetes; Hypocreales; Nectriaceae. The record is from RefSeq and is a predicted model, not a curated record. Gene Ontology annotation, cellular component: membrane. Gene Ontology annotation, molecular function: amino acid transmembrane transporter activity. Gene Ontology annotation, biological process: amino acid transmembrane transport.